Diplodia corticola is the source of this 1539-nucleotide messenger RNA. Its product is annotated as cytochrome p450 alkane hydroxylase. The record is from RefSeq and is a predicted model, not a curated record. NCBI's taxonomy places the organism in Eukaryota, Fungi, Ascomycota, Dothideomycetes, Botryosphaeriales, Botryosphaeriaceae. The transcript is spliced from 4 exons. The coding region runs from base 1 to 1539 and encodes 512 amino acids. Gene Ontology annotation, molecular function: monooxygenase activity; iron ion binding; oxidoreductase activity, acting on paired donors, with incorporation or reduction of molecular oxygen.
AUGCUCAACCAGUUGCUCGGCUGCAUGUCGCUGCCCUCGUUCGCCGCCUUCGCCAUCCUGCUCUAUCUUGUGUACGGGCUUGCCAACCGCAUCAAUGCUGCCGCCAGGCUCCGCGCCCUGGGCGGCUGCGCGCCUGUCCGCGCCACCUAUUUCCCCCUCGGCCUGGAUCUCGUCUUCACAGCUGUACGGGCAAAUCUUAGGCACGCCAGCUAUGAAUUCUGGCUCCAUCUGUUCCGCACCGUCGGCCGCCCGGGAAACGCCUACACGGUCGAGGCCGACGUGGGUGGCGUGCGGACCAUAUUCACCGCCGACCCCGUCAACAUCAAGGCGCUUCUGGCCACGCAGUUCGCCGACUACGGCAAGGGCGAGCGCUUCAACCAGGAGUGGCACGAUUUCUUAGGCGACAGCAUUUUCACUACCGAUGGUGCAAAGUGGCACAGUGCGCGCCAGCUGAUCAGACCUCAGUUCGUCAAGGAUCGCUUGAGUGAUAUCCAGGUGUUUGAGAGACACAUCAGCGUCCUGCUGAAGCACCUCGGUGGCAGUGGUGAAGCUGUCGAUAUCACAACUCUGUUUUUCAGGUAUACUCUUGACGCAGCUACCGAUUUUCUGCUUGGCCGUAGCGUCGAAAGUCUUGAUAACCCCCAGGCAAAAUUCGCCGAGGCGUUUGCGGAGGUUCAGCAUGUGCAGAGCCUGAUCGCCAAGAGCGGGCCUGUGAAUUGGCUGCUACCACGCAAACGAUUUCGGGACAACAUACAGACCAUGAACGACUUCAUUGAACCCUUUAUCGACCAGGCUUUGAGUCUCCCUGCAGAAGAGCUGGACAAGAGGACCAAGGAUGAUGAAGGUUAUACCUUUUUGCACGCGCUCGCCUCGUACACCAGGGAUCGCGCCACUCUCCGUGACCAGCUCGCAGCUGUUCUUCUGGCUGGAAGAGAUACCACCGCCUGCACCCUGUCAUGGCUCUUUUAUGAGCUAUCAAACCACCCAAAGAUUGUGCAGAAGCUCAGGGAGGAGAUACUCGGUGUGGUGGGUGACGAAACAAUGCCCACCUACGAGCAUCUGAAGUCCAUGAAGUACCUUCAGCAUACCAUCAACGAGACACUUCGCUUAUAUCCCGUUGUCCCGUUCAACAUCCGCUCUGCCCUCCGGGACACGACGCUGCCUCAUGGAGGGGGUUCCGAUGGCAGUCUGCCCAUCGGCGUGCUUCGGGAUACACCUAUCGCAUACUCCACUCUCGUCAUGCAACGACGUGCUGAUCUCCAUCCGCCCGUCUCUAAAGCUUUCCCGCCUGUGCUUUCAUUCGCGCCUGAGAGGUGGUAUUCCUGGACGCCUAAAGCAUGGACAUACAUUCCUUUCAACGGUGGGCCAAGGAUCUGCAUCGGGCAGCAGUUUGCGCUCACUGAAAUGGCUUAUACGGUUGUACGGAUAUUGCAGUGCUUUAAAGGGGUGGAGAAUCGAACAAACACUUACCCGGGACUCAAAACGGAUAUCGUACUACAACCAGCUAAAGAAAUAUUUAUAGCGUUUCAAGCAAAAUAA